AUGUCGCAAAACUUCCUUAAUAUAGAGCAGAGAUGGGAGGGGAAGUUUCCGGUCCUCGCGGUGGAUGCCCCCAGAGGACCGUCUUCAAGCAGUCCCCCAGGGAUAGACUGGAGCCAGUGGUGGACCUACGAUGGCAUCUCAGGGCCCAGGUUCUGGGGGGUCAUCAACCCGGCCUGGGGCAUGUGUAGGGAAGGUCGCCGUCAGUCACCCAUCAACGUCGACCCCAAGACGCUGCUCUUCGACCCUAACCUCACGCCCUUCACCCUCGACAAGGUCACGGUGGGCGGGGAGCUGGUCAACACGGGCCACAGCGUGGAGUGGAGGGCGGCCCAGAACGCCCACGCCGUCAACGUGACGGGCGGCCCCCUCAGCUACGCCUACACCGUCACCCACGCCAGACUCCACUUCGGAGAGAGGGACCAGCAGGGCUCCGAGCAUCUCCUCGACAACAAGGCCUUCCCAGCAGAGCUUCAGCUCUACGGCUACAACUCGCAGCUCUAUCGUAACUUCAGCCAGGCCUCAGCCCAGGUGUACGGUGUGGUGGGGAUCGCUCUCCUAAUACAGGUCGGUGAGAGGAUGUCCCCGGAGCUGCGGGUCCUGCUGGAGGGCCUUGACACCAUCACCUACGGCGGUGAGUCCUUCACUCGGAGGUCCUGUGGGUCGUCGGUGACGGCGGCGUCGCUGGUGGUGAGCGGGUUGCUGCCGUCCACAGAGCACUACCUCACCUACGAGGGCUCCCUCACCGAGCCUGCCUGCCACGAGACCGUCACCUGGAUCAUACCCAACAAGCCUCUCUACAUCAACGUUGCCAUGAGCCCCCUCAACCCCGCCAAGUUUCCCCUCGUCACUCUGACCCACUCCAGUCUUCAUGGGUUUUUACCCCUUGAAGCCCAGACUCGAGCACACGCACUUUGCAACUCCUGGAUUGGCCCCGUAAUUCCCGUCCUCACCCGCCCUUGA
Molecule: messenger RNA, 960 nt
Organism: Procambarus clarkii (red swamp crayfish)
Lineage: Eukaryota; Metazoa; Arthropoda; Malacostraca; Decapoda; Cambaridae
Source: RefSeq, a predicted model, not a curated record